Messenger RNA from Branchiostoma belcheri (Belcher's lancelet), 4441 nucleotides. RefSeq names its product zinc finger CCCH domain-containing protein 18-like. The record is from RefSeq and is a predicted model, not a curated record. Gene Ontology annotation, molecular function: metal ion binding. The coding region runs from base 249 to 3986 and encodes 1245 amino acids. Lineage: Eukaryota; Metazoa; Chordata; Leptocardii; Amphioxiformes; Branchiostomatidae. The transcript is spliced from 24 exons.
UUGACCAAUGAGCACGUAAGGCUGCUUCUAGUAAUGGCGGCGCUUGCCGUGCGUGAGUGACCGCAAUCUGUCGGCGUCUUUGCGUACUUUUUCAACAAUUGCUUAACGUAUACUCUUACCAAAGUCUUAGCUUUUAACCGCGGAAACUACUUCUGUAAAUCGUGACCAAUUUUUUCGGUGAUCGGCCUCCUGUACUGGCUCUGCGGGACCAGGAGCAGAGAUACGUGUUUAGUACAAAAGUGGCUGCAAUGGAGGCAGCUGACAAUGAGGGAUCCCCGGUGAGUCUCGGGGAAGAAGAGCCCGACCUUUCAGAUGACAAUGAAGAUGACGCUGAUGAUGCCUUGCUGGAAGAGGAUCCUGCAGACAAUAGUGAUGUCUCAGACGGAGAACUAAAUUCACCGGACAACGUCAUUGAGAACAUUUCUGACGAUUCAGAUCAAGAGGCAGAUAGCAGUGCUGUGAAUGGUACAAGCGCACAACAACAGGCCCCUGUGGUGUCACAGUCUUUUAGUGAUGAUGAUGAUGACGAUCUCGAUCUUGAGGUCCGAGAAGCCGAGGAAAGUGUGACACAUGGGGAGAGGAGAGAGGCAGUAGAGAGCAGUAAUGAAAGGAGAGAUGUAGGUGCCCAGGAUGUAGGAAGUUCCACCAGUCCAAGUGAUCUGAUAGAUCUGGCCUUUAGCUUACCUGACCAAUCAGAUUCAAGCCAGGUUCCAGUUGUUGGAUCAGAUUCGACAGACCAGGCUCCUGACCAGUCAGAAAGUGGGGGUCCGAAAGCUGACCAAUCAGCUCACGGGGCUGUGGUUGAACCAUCAGGUGUCAGCAUAGAUCAGUAUGCUUGUGAUUCAGCUGACCAGUCGGGUCAUGAUGCUGCUGACCAAUCAGACAGCGUCACCACUGCUCAGUCAGAAGGUACUGUAGCUGACCAAUCAGAUGGCAGCAGGGCAGAGCAGUCAGGUGUAGCUGACCAAUCAGAUCGGGUCUCAGCCGACCAAUCAGUGGGCAGCACAGCGAAAGUGUUGUUGAAGGUGGACCAUGUGACUGCUGACCAAUCUGAUGCAGCGACGCCUGUGUUAGAUGAACAUGAAGCUGAGCUGGACUAUGAUGAGGAUGUGGAGGAACAUACGUCGGUCCAUGGAGGCGAGGAACCAGACCAGCCAGAACCAGACACAUCCAACAAACUGGGUCAGGAGGACAAGGAGGAAGGAGAUGAGGAAAAGAAGGAGGCCACUGACAAUGGGGAGAAGAGUGAGGAAGGUGAAGAUGAUGAUGAUGGGGAACUUGGAGAGGAUGAUGACCUGGAAGAGGGAGAAGUGAAGGAUCCAUCAGGAAGAAAACCCCUGCAGCGCUCGUUGUGUAGAUUUUAUGUCAAAGGCAACUGUACUUGGGGAGCUUCAUGUAGAUUUCUGCAUCCAGGUAUAAAUGACAAAGGUGCCUACUCCAUGAUUGACAGGUACCAGAACCAGUUUGGUGGGCCAGGCAUUCUGGGUCCCCAUCCCAUGGGGCCCAACAUGUGGGCCGCUCCAGUUCAUGCAGAAGAGGAUAUGCCUCCCCCACCCGUAGUGGAACCUCCAGUGGAGUCAGCCUGGGAGAGGGGACUAAGGCAUGCUAAAGAGCUUCGUAAGAAAGCCAUGCAGCGUAAGGAACAGGACGAAGACUUUGAAGACAAGCGUAUGAACCUGUCCCUCCCUGAAGAGGAAUUCGACAACAACAAGGAGAACGACUUCUUCAGGAGGCAGGCCAGCAGGACAGAAGGCCAUUUUGGGUUCCAGGAAGAAGAGCCAGAUUACCCGUUUGAGCCACCACCUCCCGAUCAGUACUGGCAGCCUGGUCAGUACGAGAACUUCAGCGUACGCUGGACCAGGGAACCUGAGCCACACUACACUGUACAUAGGGCGGCGGAACCCUCACCAACAGGAGGGAAACAAAGACAGGAACGAAUGCGGGAGAGGGAGAGAGAAAGGGAGAUGAGAAUGAGGGAGCGUGAGAGAGCUGACAGGGAAAGGAUGCGGGACAGACGACGGGAUCGUCGGCCCAGAUCUAUGUCCCCUCCUGAAAGAAGAGGCCCCAGACCUCCAGUGGCUCAAAGACCGCCUCGCCGACCUCGAGACGACCGGCCAGACCGUCCGAGACAAGAAGGGAGACCGGACCGGCCAGACAGGCCCAACCGUCCGGAUCGUCCGCCGCGGUCAGAGGCCACAGCGCCGCGGGUUCGAGCAGACGAGUGGAAGGAUCCCUGGCGCAGGUCGAAGUCUCCGAAAGGUCGGAAGGCCUCUCCUCGGCGCAGUCGGUCGCGGGGACGCAGAAGAAGGCGGUCGUCGUCUCGCCGAUCAUCUGUGUCUUAUUCUGGCUCUUCUAGCCUGUCUUCGCGUUCCCGGUCGUCCUCCUACUCCUCCUACUCCAGCCGCUCGUCCUCCGGGAGCUCGUACCGCUCCGGGCGCAGCAGCAGCCGCUCCAUGUCACCCUCACCGGAGAGGAAAACCAGCCAAUCACCAAAGAAGAAAGAAGCAACGGAAAAAGAGGGGGCAGCUGAAAAGAAACCACCAACUGUUGCUAAGAAGGAAGUUUCGUCAGAAAAGACAUCAAAGGCACCACCUCCAAAGGCAAAAGAAAAGACAGCAAAAACUGAAGCAACAAAAGACAAAAAGCCAAGUCAAAAGAAGGGUCCUGAACCUCCUGCAAAGAAGCCAGCUGAAGCCAAGUCUGGGGCAAAGCCUGUCAGUUCUACCAAAAAGGCUGCAGAUGCUCCCACCAGGGGUGGAAAACCUGUGGCUAAAGAGGCAGCAGGAAAGGCACCCAGUGGAGACAAACCAAAGGCUUCAGAACGGAAGAGCCUGAAGGACAAGCCAGUCUCACCUAAAAAAGACAGGACCAGUCGUUCUCCCAGUCUCAGUGACACCAACAGUGAGGACAGCCUGUCACCAUCCCUGUCAGACUCUGACUCAGAACUGUCCCGCUCCCUGUCCCGUACACCGUCACGGUCAGGCUCCGAGUCAAGAUCCUCCCUCUCACGAUCCAGAUCGCGGUCCAGGUCUCGCAGUGUGAGUGCCAGCAGUGUGUCGUCCAGGUCCAGUAGUCUGUCCAGCAGUAUUUCCAGCAUCAGUGCUGACUCUGAGAACCUGUACGGUAACAUGGCUAGUCCCAUCUCAUCUGCAUCCUCACGCUCCCCCUCUCCCAGCAAGAAGAAAGAAGAUAAACCCAAGAAGCCACCAGCCAAGCCGGCUUCGAAAAGCAGACCUCCGGAGCCCCCACACCCAUCACGACAGCGUCCGCCCCCUCCAUCUGGUGAUACUCGUGGACGCAGACCACAGGGUCCCCCCCAGAGGCACCCCCCUCCAGCCAACGACAGACGAAGGCCAGAUCCACCCAGGCCAGACAUGGACAGGAGGAGGGAAGAAGAGAGGAGACGACGAGAGGAGGACGGGAGAAGGAGGGAAGAGGAGAGGCGGAGAGAGGACGAGAAGAAACGGGAGGAAGAGCGCAGGAGGGAGGAGAUGAGAAGGGACGAAGAGGAAAAGAGAAAAGCCUCUGCCAAAUCCUCUACACAAGCCGCACAGAACAAGGGCCCUGCCAUGAAAUACAGUGCCCACAAGCCUAUCAAGUUAACACUACUGAACAAGCCUGCUGCAGAGAAACCCCCAGAGAGUAAGAAACGUGCACCACCAGAAAAGGAGAAGUCACCCCCAGCCAAGAAAGCUCGGCCAGCCCCAACUCCAUCUCCAACAAAGACAGCGGAGAGACGGCCUAGUGCAGGAAGCCGACCGGAAGCCAAGCGACCUCUCACACCACCAGGCGAGCCGCCCUCCCCGAAGGAACCCCGGAGACAACCACCUGCGCAGAAGGCGGCUCCAGCAGGUAAGCCGGCAGCAAAACCACCCGCAGAGAAACCAGCGGAGAAGAAGAGCACCCUGUCCCGCCGAGAGGAACUUCUGAAGCAGCUGAAGGCUGUAGAAGACGCCAUCGCAAGGAAGAGAAAAAAGAUGCAAUAACCCUUGGUUUGAUUGCUUAUUGUCAACCUUUUGGUUCAAGUAAAAAAUCUGCUGUACAGAGAAGGAAAAAAAAUGUGUAGCAGGGUUUUAAAUGCCUGUGUUUAAAAUUUAAAUUUACGUGUACAUGUUCUUCUGGCCUGGAAGUUGGAACAUGUAACGUAUAGAGGGAUAGCAUAGGAAAAGGGAUGGUGAAUUUUCCAGCUCAGUUGAAUGGUAUGUAUUUCUUUUUUGCUACCCAUACAUGUGUUCCUAUUUCUACUGUGUGCACAUUGCACAUAGUGAAGCUGAUUGAUAAGUUAUCUUUGGAAAUGGCAUUACACAUGAAUGACAGUGUACAGUGUUUACUAAUACAGUACCUUCCUUACAUUUUACUAAACACUUGGUGCAUCUCAAUGCAAAACGCACCACAGAAACAGUUGUGUUUGUGAUGCUCAUUAAUUUUUUUAUAUGUUGAC